Solanum lycopersicum (tomato) is the source of this 2167-nucleotide messenger RNA. RefSeq lists its product as uncharacterized. The record is from RefSeq and is a predicted model, not a curated record. Gene Ontology annotation, molecular function: DNA binding. Lineage: Eukaryota; Viridiplantae; Streptophyta; Magnoliopsida; Solanales; Solanaceae.
GUGUACUUUACUAAAUUGCCUAUGCUACCGUAGAGAUGAUUACUUUGAGUUGCUAUAAGAAGCUAGGGCUAGUAAAUAGUGUUCCGAACUAUUGAAAAAGAUGAAAUCUUUGACUAGUGGGGAAGAAAGUUGUGGAAAGGGAACGCACUUUGUCAGGAGAAGAGAGAUGGUUCACCACAAUGAAGCAUGUGAAAUGUGUACCCGCACGUGCAUGUUGAUACAUGGACAAAGGGAUCCCUCACCAAUUGUUAACUCUUUCUUCAAAGUCAUGAUCGAUAAACUCUUUUCCAAAAUUCUGUACUUUCCCCCCAGAUUUGCUCGAUUGGUGUCUCACUUGACUGAUCAAGAAACUUAUCUGGAGGACUCAAGUGGACAGCAAUGGAGGGUGGGAAUAUGUAAUCAUAAUGGUUCUCUUGCAAUUCGACAAGGAUGGCGUACCUUUUCAUCAGAGCAUGGUCUAAAAGUGGGAGACUUUUUGGUUUUCCACUAUAUUCAGGGUCAGCACUUCGUUGUUCAAAUAUAUGGAACAAGUGGUUGUCAGAAGAUCAACUCUUAUAAUGGCACUCAUUUGGGGAAGAAAAGACCGAGAACUAAUUCUACAGAAACUUCCCAUGAUGAGCUGUCUCCUGAAACUGACAUAAAUUUAAGGAAAAAAUGGAAUUCAACACCCUCAGUUACUGCUAUACCAGAGUCUGAAAGGGCUGGACACCAGCCAGUGACCACAACUUUUGCAUCAAACAUCGAUGCCGAAACUGGAGAGCAACAAAUAGUUCCCCAAGAAGAAGGAACCAGUGAUGUUCUACAAGGUGAAAACAGACCUCAUAAUCACACCGAUAUAAUAUCACAAAGGGAAUCAAGUUCAGUAGAUGUGGUCCCUUUGGAGAUGGAGCUCUUAACCUUGAAAGCACCUUUCCUUGACGUAAAAAUCACUCAGACUGAAAAAAUUUCUGGACCAGUGAACGAUAUUUCACUUUUGGGCCAAACAGAUGAAAAUGACCAUCAUGUGGGUCUUAUCUCUAGCACAUCUCUGAUAUCAGCUGAAAAUGGUACCAGUGCGAAGGAAACAAGAGUAGAUAAGCUAGAACUGAAGGAGAUGGAAGCAAACACUCGUUGCCCUUCUAAAAAUUUGAAUGGGAAAGAACCAAAAAUAACAGAGAAAGAUGGUCAAGUUUAUCCUGAUGCUGUCAUUGGUAAUAACAUGGUUAUAAAAAGCGAGCCUGCAGAUUCAGGAGACACAUCAUUUCCUGAUGCUGGUAACUUCUCAUGUUCACUCCGGGUGGAUGGUCGAAAUUUUCUGGAAUUACCUCAAAGCUGGCCACAAGUUAUUGUGGGCAGAAGGAAGAUGGGAAAGAUUAUUAUUUAUCUCAAAGGACCAGAUAAUAGAUGCUGGCCUAUCAUCUAUCAUGAGAAUUUCGGUUCUAAGAUCUUGGCAGGAAACUGGGCAUUAUUUGCUGCAGUUUAUGGCCUGAAACCUGGAGAUGAAUGUCUAUUCCAACUUUCAAAUCAGUCAAAACGUAUGUUUACUGUACACGUAGCUCACAAGGUAGAUGUCACUCAAACUACUUUGAGUUGAUUAUUGUCAGGCAUUUGUGAGAAUAAUGUAAAGGGAGCUAUGUCGAGAUUUUACUUGAUGGUUCUUAUAAAGGUCACUUGAUUUAACCAAAUCUGUAGUCAGAUAUUGGGUUUAUUCAUCCUGUGCUUGAUCUGUGAAUGCUAUGUUGAUACUUCCAUUUAGCAGCAUCACACAUUGAAGCAAAUAAAGGUCUCAAAGUUGCAGAUAUGACAUGCACCCUUUUCUCUUUUCUUAGAAGCACAUCAGCUGAACCCGUGCCGCGGAGGUUAGAGCUGUCUAUGCACCACUUGCAGGUGCCAACACAUUUAUAUUUAGUAUCACAGAGCUACUAGUAAGAUAGACAAAAGGGUUUGUCCUGGAUUUGUUUAUCCUUUCAGUUUUCGAGGCUUGACAAAACAGAAAGUACCAUAGUACGUCGUCACAUUUGACUUCAAUACUAUUGGCCAAUUAUAUGAAAUCAAUUUGACUUCCAUGGAAGUCAGACACAAUGGGAGUUUGCAUGUCUCGAUAAGAAAGAUAUCAUUGUACUAUUAGUAGAAGAAUUACCGUUUAUGGAACUUCACUAGAUUUUAUUUUAUUGAAUGAUAGUUAUUG